Cryptomeria japonica (Japanese cedar) is the source of this 9047-nucleotide messenger RNA. Its product is annotated as protein NO VEIN. The record is from RefSeq and is a predicted model, not a curated record. NCBI's taxonomy places the organism in Eukaryota, Viridiplantae, Streptophyta, Pinopsida, Cupressales, Cupressaceae. The transcript has 13 exons. Gene Ontology annotation, cellular component: nucleus. Bases 130 to 8484 code for a protein of 2784 amino acids. Gene Ontology annotation, biological process: leaf vascular tissue pattern formation; embryo development ending in seed dormancy; root development.
AUGAAGCCCACAUACAUAAUUUGCCGCCUAUACCAGCACUAAAGUUCCAGGGCAUUAUCGGGUUUUUUCGUUGAUUUUCUCAGCGGCCACAAGGUUAGGCUACAUCCAAAUAAGAAGAACCUGCUAAGAAUGGCGGAACCCUUUCGAAAUGGCCAGGAACCGCCACCUCCAGGGCUGCCCUCAAAUUUUCCUGCAUACAAUCAGCAUCUAAAUUUUCUUCAGAAUGUGAAUCAGCAAGGCUACAAUCAAUCUGUGGGAGGUUCUAUGAGCUACUCCCAACAAUCGUGGCAACGACAACACGCCUUUUGCUCUACAAGUUCGCCUCUUCUUCCUCCCCAAAGUCAUUCACCGUCACAUUCAUUAUCACCUCAAAAUCAGAAUAAACAAGGAAAACGCAAGGAGAUUGUGGCGCGAGCAGAAAAGGCCGCGGCAGCUGCACACAAUGAAUUUUUAUCCACUGGGCAGAGUGUCACUGUUUGCAAAAUUGUUCAGUCGAUGAUUUCGAUUCUGAAAGUAGAUUCACUCGAUUCCUUGGGUGUCAGGAUUCACGACAUUCCUUACCUGCACAACAUUGUUUUAUUGGAGGGAAGGAUGAAUGCUUUUGUUCAUUGCUAUGUAGCAGUAAGAAGGAUUGCAACUCUCUAUGACCUAAGUGAUGAGUUUUGUCGAUAUGAAGGGGUGGAAGAUUUUGAAAAAUUAGGUCUCGGGCCACUUGUUCGACAUCCGUUGAUUGUGCAUUACUUUGAACCACCAGAACAUGUGGUCACAGUUUUCGAAAUAACAACAAAGAAGAUUGUAUCCUAUCUUUCUGAUUUCUUAUAUAAACACCAUGAUAAGGAAAUACCGGUGGAUGAAUUCUUGUCUGUUGUGGCCAAGAAACAGAAAGUUUCAUCUCCAAAGGAGUUGUGUAUACGCAUUCACAGUCUGAGGAUGCAUGUUGGCAUUAUUCGACGCAUUAAGCAGGCUGAGAGGGACCUUGCUCGUACAAUAGAGGCCGAGAUAGCUAAGGACAAAGAAAUUGAAAGACAGAAAAAGGCAUCUGAACUGGAGUCAAAGAUCAUAUCUGAACAAUUAAAUUUGUCUAUUAAUAAUCUUAUGGGAUCAAAAUGUGGCCCUAAACAUAUAAAGUUUGAGACAGAGUCAGAUUCAGAUGAUGAUGAGGUUCUGUACCGUAAAGAAGAGAUCAUGGUAUCUUCAAGGAAAAGAAAAGUAGAUCACCGAUUUCAGAAAUCCCGAGGUAGUUGUCCUUACCCCUCAGCAGCAGAAGAGCAGGUCCGAUUGGGAAAGCAUCUAGCAACACAGAAAUCUCUGGUUGUGUCUUCAGAUUCCAAUGAAGAUCGAGGGGGUGGAAAUUCACUGAAUGUAUUUAAAAGGAAGAGAAAAGCUCUCAAAUCUAAAAUAUCCUUGGCUAAGAGUCCCUGCCUAUCGACAGAAAAAAAGAAUUCACCAGUGGUGCAAGAAUUAUCGACAAAGGUGUUUGCCAAUGUACAUGCUGAAGAUGUUGAGUUGACAGAUCAUGAGCUAAUAAUAUUUGUUGCAGCUUGGAAGAACAUCUGCCAGGAAAAAUCAGUUUUUCAGGUAUUCAAGACAAUGAUGGAAUUGCAAGGCACAGUAGAUAAGAAGGGAAGGAAUUUAUUAAUGAGAAACAUGAAGAAGCUAUCCAAACUUUUCACAAUGGAACCUGCUGUUAGUCUGCUCAACGUUGCUGUAAUUUCAAUGAAAAUGGGGCUGUGGGACACCUUCCUAGAGUUAAACAAACAGGAAGGCAUAGUGACUGGAGAUGCUUAUUCUAGAGAAGAAAAAGUUCAAAAUGUUGAAGACAAAAGCCACUUUUUGGGUGUUAAAAAUGGAUUAAGUUCUCAUGAAGUUGUUCAGCAAGUUAUAAAGUUUUUUGAAGUCAAUCCUAUUGAGAAUGCACGAGGUGGAGAAUUAGCGACAGAGGAACAGUUCAUUAUGUUGAGAAAAAUUUGGCACUGUGAAAGGUGGCUGGUGAGUCAAUUUUCUGUGCAGGACUUUGCAUGCUUAGGGUUUGGAGAUUUCCUUAGUUUCCUUGAAACUCACCUUUGUGAGUUCCCUCAGAAAAUAAGGAAAAUAUUGACAGCCCAUGAAUGCAGAGACUCACCGCUGAUUGCUUAUGUUGCAACUAAGCAACUCUUAGGAUUUUUGUCUCAAGCUGUAUGGGACCUUGGUGGUGAUGCGAUAUUGACUAAAGAAGAAUUUAGUGUUUUAUUGCAUAAGCAGUUUCCAUUUAUUAACUUUGAGAUGUCAGACAGUGCUUCUGUUGAAGGACUGAUGAAUUGUAUCACAAAAUUCCGAAGUCAUUCUCAAAAGAGAAAUACAGGUUAUUCGGCUGCGCUGCUAGCACGAAGCAGCUUAAUAGAAAAGUCAAGAUUUAACUCACAUGGUAGUGGAGAGGCUUCAGAGUUUUUGCCAAUAGCUGGGGCACUAGGUCACAUGAGUAGUGAUGAUGCUAUUAAAUGCUUGCUUAAAGCUCCUAUGCUAUCAGAUCUUGGGGAGUGGUCCCACUGGGAUCAUGUAUUUGCUCCUACACUUGGGCCAAUAUUGAGCUGGUUGGAGAAAGAAGCAAGCAGUGAUAAUUUGAUUUGUCUUGUAACAAGGAAUGGAAAAUUGCUUCGAAUUGAUGGUUCAGCAACAAUGGAUGAAUUCUUGGCAGCUGUAAUGAAGGGCUGUGCAAAGGAAACUGCAAUACAAUUUGUUUCUAUUGUGGCUCUUUUUGGAGGUAUGCAACAUGCUCCUAUCGCACUGAUGAAAUCACAUGCUGCUUGGGGAAUAGAUGUUUUGGUGAAAAAUUUUGUAGAUCAAUUUGAACAUGCAGGUAUUCUAGAUAUGGGAAAAAUGGGUUAUUGCAUUAAUUGCAGAAAAUCUCUGAUUGGAGAUAGAAACUUUGGCUGUGAUUCUGGUCAGACUGAACUUUUACAAAAUUCUCAUAUUUCUACAACAGUGACACAAACAAAAUUUUCUGAGAAAUCACAAAACAUUGAAAAAACUGCUCAAGUUAUGAGGGUCGCGGCCAGAUUUAUAUUAGAUUUCCUUGGUCAUCUACCUCCAGAGUUCCGGACUUUUGCUGGUCAGAUAUUCUUGUCAGGAUUGGGUACACUAUCAGCAGCUCCAUCUCAAAUAAUUUUGCAUGAAUGUGUUGUCUCUGAUGAACGUCUUAUGCUCCAUGAAAUUGGGCUUUCUAUUGGCAUUGUUGAGUGGAUCAAUGAUUAUCAAGAUUUCUCUAUCGAUUUAUCACAUGCUGUGCAAGACCCCCUAGAAUGCCAAGUGAGAAAAAAUGAUAUGCAGAUAAAUGAACAACAUGAUACAGAAUGUGAAUCUGAAACUAAUCAGUUGGAAGGUAGUCAUUGCUUGAAUGUGAUUGGGAGAAAGAAAAAAUCAUUCCAAAAAUUGCAAUUAGAAGAUGUGAAUGAUCCUGGUGUUUUACAGACCAAGCUAAAUGAAUUUGCUAUCUCUAUGCCUGAAAAUGAAGGAUCAUUGAGUCAAGAAGACCAUGCAAAAGGAAUUAUCGAGUCUAUUCGAUGUGAAGAAUUUGGGCUAGAUUUGAAGCUCCAGAGUAACGAGACAAACCUUCUCAAAAGACAACAUGCUCGAUUGGGCCGUGCACUGCACUGCUUGUCACAAGAGCUGUAUUCCCAGGAUUCUCAUUUUCUUCUUGAAUUGGUGCAAAAUGCAGAUGAUAAUCUCUAUCCCUCUCAUGUGGAACCAACUUUGGCAUUUGUCCUUCAAAGCACUUGUGUUGUGGUCUUAAAUAAUGAAUUGGGAUUUACUGCCAAAGAUAUUAAGGCUCUUUGUGAUGUUGGGAAUUCAACAAAGAAAGGUUCAAGUGCUGGUUAUAUUGGGCACAAAGGCAUUGGCUUUAAAUCAGUUUUUCGUGUGACAGAUGCACCGGAGAUUCAUUCCAAUGGUUUUCAUGUGAAAUUUGAUGUAAGUGAGGGAGAACUUGGUUUCAUUUUGCCAACCCUUGUAGCUCCUCUCAGCAAUCUUCACUCAAUAAGUAAGGAGCUAUCCAAUGAAAAUAAUGAAUUAGAUGAUUCCGUUUGGAAAACCUGCAUUGUCCUUCCUUUCAAAGGUUCGUUUCUGAAGGGGAUAGGAAUAAGGUCUUGGGUGUCGAAAUUUGCUGACCUUCAUCCAUCACUAUUAUUGUUUCUUCAUCGUCUUCGCUGUAUAAAAAUUAGGGAUAGUGUGACAAAUUCCUUAAAUAUAAUGCGGAGAGAGGAUGUUGGCAAUGGUCUUGUAAAAGUUUCACAUGGUAAAGAGAGUACCACUUGGCUUAUGGCAAGUCGUAAACUGAAUGCUGGUAGUCUGCGGUCGGGUGUACAAAUUACUGAAAUUGCUAUGGCCUUCACAUUAUGUGAGGACCAAAGUGGAGAGUACAGGCCAUGCCUUGAAAAUCAACCAGUGUUUGCAUUUCUUCCAUUGCGGGCAUAUGGUUUGAAAUUUAUACUUCAAGGGGACUUUAUUUUGCCAUCUUCAAGAGAAGAGGUUGAUGGAGAUAGUGCCUGGAAUCAAUGGUUGCUUUCAGAGUUUCCAGAUCUUUUUGUCAGUGCGGCAGUCUCUUUCAGGGAUCUUCCAUGUUAUCAAAGUAACCUGGGAAAAGCCGUUACGCUUUAUAUGAGAUUUGUCCCAUUGAUUGGGGAAGUCUUGGGAUUUUUCUCUCCACUUCCAGGAAUGAUUCUUUCCAAGUUAAGGGCUUCUUCAUGCUUACCUUUAGAGAGCAAGGAUAUCUCAUGGUCCAUCCCGUGCAAGGUGCUAAGGGGUUGGAGUGAUCAGUUACGCAUGCUUUUACCGGAUGACUUACUGAAUAAUCAUCUUGGUCUUGGUUACCUACAUAGAGAUGUUCAUUUGACAGAUCCAUUAGCAAAUACUUUAGGUGUACAUGCAUAUGGACCAAGAACUUUAAUUGAGAUGUUGAAAUCACUUUGCAAUAAUAGAGAUGACUUAAGAGACUUGGGCUUGAAUUGGUUAGGCUCCUUGCUUUCUGCUCUUUAUGAUUGCUUGAGGCAUCGACCUGAUGAACCUAAUGUCUACUUUGAAGUGAAACAAGAAUCUGACUGCCUUAGUGAUCUCUGUAUGAUUCCAUUCAUUCCACUUUCAGAUGGAUCAUAUUCAUCACUUGUAGAAGGUGCUAUCUGGUUACCCUGUGACUCUACUGAAGCUGGAAUUGAUGCACAUGUCAUGAAAAAAUUCCCAAAGUUGUAUUCAGAGAUAAGAACUGUACAUUCUUCUCUCUUUUUCACCCCAUCAACUGUAGGUGAUAUAAUGGUCAGGGAUGAUUCAGAUGUGAUUGUACGCAUGCUACGAUAUGUUGGUGUUGGCCAGUUAUCGGCGCAUGAAGUUGUGAUGACACAUAUCUUACAAGCUAUGUCAAUGAGUGAAUGCAUGUCUAAGGAUAAGAUAAUUUUGACAGAAUAUUUGGCCUUUAUAAUGUUACAUUUGCAAUCAAAUUGUUCUUUAUGCUACUUGGAAAGAGAAAAACUAAUUUCAGAAUUACGAAAGAAGGCUAUCAUUGUAACAAAAAAUGGAUUAAAGGUGGCUAGUUCUGAGCCUCUACAUUUUAGCACCGAAUUUGGGAAUCCUAUAGAUAUGAGAAAAAUUCUUUCAGGCACAAAUUUGGUCUGGAAUGAAAUUGACAGUGUGUACUUGAAAUUUUUCUCAACUGAAUUACAUCCAUCAAACCUGUCACAAUGGCGCAUAUUUUUCAAAGAACUUGGUGUCACCGACUUUGUACAGAUUCUUAACGUUAAGAAGAAUGUGGAUGAUCAAUCUUGUACUAUAUGGAGAGACCUGGCAUGGGAAGGUUCUGCAGGUGCAGUACGUUGGACUGUGAAUGAUUGGGAAUCUCCUGAGUUGGUUGAAAUUCUGACAGUUUUAUCAAGUUCAUGCAAAACUGUAGAGCAAUGCUCCUGUCUCCUCAAAGUUCUUGACGAAGUGUGGGAUGACGUUUUUGGUGCUAAAAAAGCUACCUAUUGGUCUGGGAGUCCUGGCAAGGAAGAAGGAAAACAGACAGAGGCAUCAUGUGUCUUACAGAUUCGUGGAUAUCGCUGGAUAAAAUCAAAACUUGAUGACAAGCUUUAUUUUCCAACUAACUUGUUCUUUGAAUGCGAUGAUGUUAAAUCUAUCCUUGGCUCUCAUGUUCCUUAUGCAUCUCCUCAAGUCCAUAAUAAAAAGCUUGUGGCAGAUAUUGGAUUGAAGACACAGGUUUCUGUUAAAGAUGCUCUUAAUCUUCUUUUUGAAUGGAGCAAAUCAGGAAGAAUAUUCAAAGCAAGCACUUAUCAAAUGAGAAGGCUAUAUUCAUUCCUUUGGACUAGAAUGGACACAUGUGGGGAGGAAGUGGCUGCCCAUUUUGGAGUAAAUUCAUCCAUUUUUGUGCCACUUGUGGAUGAAUUAAAUAUGGAUGAUGUUGCUGAAGGAAUCUUUUUGUCACUGGACCAAGUUUACUGGAGAGAUCAAACUGGCAGCCUUGAUCUUUUGAAAAAAAGAGCAUCUGCUUCUGAUAAAAUUCCUUUCACUGACAAGAUGUGCUUAGGAGCCUUGUGUCAGAUCUAUCCAAACCUUCAAUAUUUUUUUGUGAAUAAAUUGUCUGUGCAAGAAAGCCCUGAUUUUGAUGGCUACGUCAGGAUACUGCAGAAUCUUUCAAGAGUUGUUCGGCCUUCGGAAGCAUACAAGGAGGUCAUUCAAGUUUUAUAUAAGUGGGCUGAGGAUAUUGAAUCUGAGAGGGUGGAUUCCAAGGAGAUUUCCCGCUGGAAAGGUUGCUUGCAUGAUUUGGACUGUUCAGUUCUUCCAACUAUCCAGGAUAAGUGGGUUUCUCUACAUCAACAAGGUGGCCUCGUUUGCUGGUGUGAUGAUGUGGAACUUGGGAAACAAUUUAGGAGUUGUCAUGGCAUCUACUUUUUACAUCUAAAUACAGAGGGAAAGUUCAAUAAGAUUAGGGGAAAGGACGGUAUUCCAAGUAAAGUCUUAACUCUUAUGCGUACUAUGGGAAUCCCUUCCCUUUCUGAGGUGGUGGUGCGAGAAGCAAUAUAUUAUGGUCAUCAAGACAGUAAGCAAAUUAUCUCUCUCAUUAACUGGAUCCUUCCCUAUGCACAAAGGUAUCUGCACAGGAUGCAUCCUGAAGUAUACUGGGCUGUAAAAGACAAUAUAUUCAGUAGCGAAUCCAAUCGAUUGCUCCUUCUGCUGGUUGAAAAACUUUUUUACAGGCACACUUUGCAUGGCUGCGAUAGUGUCUCAAACAAAAGAUAUGAGUGUAGCUGUCUCUUAGAGGGAAACACUUUGUACGUGUCUCGAGAGGCUGAGUAUUCUGCAAUAUAUUUGGAAUUAUCACGCCUUUUCUUCAAGGGAUGUGUGAAUCUUCAGUUGGCAAAUUUCCUUCACCUGAUUACUAUAAUGGCAAAGUCUGGGUCUACUGAGGAACAGACAGAAUCUUCUAUUAUGGAUGCACAAGAAAUACCUAAACUUCCUCAGGAAGAAGCAUUAUGGUUUUGUGAACAUGGAUAUCAUAGUGACAAAAAUGUUUUACUAACAAGUGCAAAUAUUCCUGAAAAUUACUUGACCUCUAAGAAGUCACAAAAACUUUGUGUUGAUGCCAGUUGGCCCCCAACUACAUGGUUUGGUGCACCAAGUUCUCAAGAUGAGGUACUGCCACAUGUUUCUCAUUCAGAAAUAAAUCAAGAUGUUGGAAGAUCCAAUCAUAGCAUUGACCUAAAAAAUGUUUCUUCAUCGAAGAGUGCAUAUGAAAGUGAUCAGAGCAUAGAUACCUUUAAGGCUUCCACUAUUACUGUAACUCCACACAAUUCAAAGAUCGGAUCUGAUACAGAUAUAACCAUGAUUAAACGUGAAGGUGAAAGUAGUAUUGCUGGUAAAGAUGAUCUUUUCCUAGAACCAUCUUUGGCAGGACUGGGAAAUGCUGACAUUGGUUUACAUUCACAAAAUAUGUCUGCUUCUGAGGAAACAAAUGUUAGGACAUCUUGCAUAUUUAGUAACAGGAAUAAAUUAUUUUGGGGUGGAACUGAUGAUGAUCAACGGCAGCUCACUGGUAGAUUAGGAGAAUAUGUUGUUUACAAGUACUUAACUGAGAAAUAUGGUCUGAUGUCUGUAAACUGGGUAAACGAAAAGGAGGAAACUGGUUCACCUUUUGACAUGAUUCUUAGUAAAGCAGAUGGCAAGAAAGAGUUCAUAGAAGUAAAAGCAACUAGGUCUGAAAAUAAAGAUUGGUUUGAGAUAACAACCCGAGAGUUGGAGUUUGCAAGCAAAAAUAGUGAAUGUUUUACAAUAAUCCGGGUGUUUUUGACUCUAUCUCAAUCUGUAAAGUUUGUUUUGCUUGCAAAUCCAAUAAAGCUCUGCCAACAGAAAUUCAUUAAACUUGUUAUUUUGACACCCACAAAUCAGCAGUGUGUGUUUCCUGAGGUCAGUUUCAUGCCUCAGGGAUGGGAUGAGAUAGAGGCUUCUCGGUUUCAGUACCAAUGAAUUCUACCAUUACACAUCUGAUGCAAUAAAAAUGGUCAUCUUGGUAAUACAUCUUGGGUAAGAAUCUGAAAAUUCUUUAAUGGCAUGAAGCAGGCACUCACUUUUUGUAUCCUUGGGCUUAUGAAAGGCAUGACUCUUACCUCUAGAGAAGGACAAACAAAAAGAUGAAGGGUAUGCUGAUCUUUGGAUAGUUUGUUCACAACAGUUGGAAGGAGGUGAUAGCAGUAUGGGACUGAUUUGCUUUCGUUGUUGGCUGUACAUCUCUUCUUUAUAAAGUAUACAAGACUUCUAACAUCUGCUAAGUGCUGCAAGGAGGCAUUUUCUGUAAAUAGCACAGGGGUGACAAUGUACAUCUUGGAAAUUCUAUUUUAUAAAAUAUAUUCAUUCUUUAUAGACAUGGCUAUUCGAUGCCAGAUUAGAUUGUAGCAGUCAUUAUAUAUUGCAAAUAUCAUGUAUCUGGAUAACAUUGUGUAGAGACUUUUGAAUUCAUUGUUCCAGGUCUUACCGAGAUCUCGCGUAAAGAGAAUUAUAUUAUAAGAUAAAAGAUAUCGUUUAUGGUUGCA